Molecule: messenger RNA, 627 nt
Organism: Macrosiphum euphorbiae (potato aphid)
Lineage: Eukaryota; Metazoa; Arthropoda; Insecta; Hemiptera; Aphididae
Source: the annotation of a GenBank genome assembly
AUGCAAAAAAUCUUUGUGUUUCAUGGAAAAUACCUUUCAACUUCAAUCGUAAACGUGAAAGAUUUGCUGUUAGGUAUCACGAAGAAGUUGAUUGUGACCACUGACCGAAGACUUUCUAUAACUGAAGACAGUUUUAAAGUUAAAGUAUUUUAUCCCGCACUGGACACGGCAUUGUUUGAGCUUAAAGAAAGGUUUAAAGGUCUUAAAACAAUAAGUGAUGAGUUUUCUUUUUUAAAACCAAUAAAUCUUACUACAAUAGAGGAACAAAUUAUAAUUAAAGCGUCCUACGAUUUACACAUAAAGUAUAAGAAUGAGUUAAGUUCAGAUAUUACAAAUCAACUUUUGUGUUUAAAAAAUUUUCUUUGUGUUAAAAACUCAACAUCUGUGUUGCAUGAUAUUAAAGACCUAAUAGUUUAUUUAAUAGAACAUGACUUGGCAUCGUCUUUUCAUGACGUUUUUACGCUGUGUUUAAUUUUUCUGACUAUUCCAGUUACAGUCGCUUCUGCUGAACGUUCUUUUUCUAAGCUUAAGCUCAUAAAAAAUUAUCUUAGAAACUCAAUUUCACAAGACAGACUGACGAACAUUGCAAUUCUCAAUAUUGAAAGAGAAAAAACCUCAGAACUUUAA